This is a messenger RNA of Dendrobium catenatum, 1660 nucleotides long. RefSeq names its product probable methyltransferase PMT25. The coding region runs from base 14 to 1075 and encodes 353 amino acids. Lineage: Eukaryota; Viridiplantae; Streptophyta; Magnoliopsida; Asparagales; Orchidaceae. The record is from RefSeq and is a predicted model, not a curated record. Gene Ontology annotation, cellular component: endosome; cytoplasm; trans-Golgi network. Gene Ontology annotation, molecular function: methyltransferase activity. The transcript has 3 exons.
UAUAUCCCUGAGAAUGGCAAUUGGGAAAAUCCCAUGGAUAGAAAGAUUUUCUUCAUCAUCAACUUGCACGACGGUGACCUUCAUGUUAUUUGUUUCUUUUUCCCUAGUUGGAGUUUGGAUGUUCUCUUCUUCGACUGUUGUGCCUCUAGUGAUUUCUCCUCAAGAAGCUACUAAAUCUGAGUCUAAAAAGCAACUUUCUCAGAGUGAUUCUAGGCCAUUGGAGGAUGGCUCUGGCAAUGCUUUCACUCAGUCUUAUAAUUGGGGUGAAACUAGAGCUGAUGAAUUUGGAGUUGCGAACUCAGAAGGCAGUAAGAUAAAUGUGGGCGAUCAAAGAGAUGGUCAGGAUAAUGUCAUAGGAGAAAAUGUUGUGUGGAAUGCGAGCCAUAUGGAAGACAAGAUCAUUGGUCAUAAACCCGAUGAUGGCUUGAACAAUCAAGAGCCCAAUUCAAGCGUGAAUAUUAAUGAUAAUGCAAAUGGCGAAAAACAAGAAAAUGAUAAAAAAAAAAUUAAGCCAGGGGAAUAUAAUGAUGGUUAUCGAAUGCACAGUGACAAGGACAAUGUUCGUACCAAGGAUGGAACAAAGGAAGAGGUAUUUCCUAAUGGUUUCCAGUUAGAACAUACCCAGGUUGGGGCAUGGUCAACACAAGAUACCGAGUCAAGGAACGAGAAGGAACUGCAGGCGUCUUCUUCAAUGGGCGAAGUUAUCAAAUUCAAUUGGAAAUUAUGUAAUAUUACAGCUGAAGCAGACUACAUCCCUUGUCUGGAUAAUGACGAAGCAAUAAAGAGACUGACUACUACAAAGCAUUAUGAACAUCGAGAGAGACAUUGCCCUGAGAAGUCCCCAACCUGCCUUGUGCCGCUUCCAAAUGGAUAUAGAAGGCCAAUAAAGUGGCCCAACAGCCGAGAGAAGAUAUGGUACCGCAAUGUACCUCAUACAAAACUUGUGGAGAUGAAGGGCCAUCAAAAUUGGGUAAAAGUUUCAGGAGAGUAUCUGACUUUUCCAGGUGGUGGAACUCAGUUCAAAUUUGGUGCUUCUCACUAUAUUGACGUCAUUCAGAAGAAAGACAGGAUAUAGAAAAUAAGGGUUCAAUUGAUCGUCAACAAGCAAUGGAAAUGGAAGAAAAUAAUUCUUCCAAUCCACCUGCUGCCAUAAUCAGUCCAACCACAACCAUGCCAUUUACCAAAUUUGAAGCCAAUACGUACAUGAAAUUGCAUCCCAAAGCAACCUCAUGGGGAAGAGAAGUUUCCAUAUGUUAUAAGGAAAGAGACGAACCCCUUAUAGACCAAGUGGUAACAACCAUAAUAAUAAUGAGACAACAAUAUAGAAUUAUAUUGGCCACAACAGAAGUCAGGGUAAUGAACUGAUUGGCCAAAGAAUUCCAAGCAAAAUUUGGGCACAAGCAAAAGAUUAUCACGGAGAUCAAAUUAAAAAAAACACCAACCAUAACAUUCAUGAAUCUAAGAAGUCCUGCGCGAUGGUUCCCGGCAUAUCCACAGGGCAACUAGGGAAGCGUUAAACUACCUGCUACCAUCAAUAGGAUAAUCUUAGAACCAGAAAACUCCAAUUAACUCAUUAAAAAGUUUGAAUUGCAGCUCAAUGCAGCAAUCAACUUAUUUCUGAAUUGGUUGCCCUGAAGGAACCAUGAGGCAAUAUAGUUAA